ACGGGGGCGGCUGGGUUAUAUAAGGACGUCAUUUCCGCCCGCGGUUCCUUUCCGCGCUGCUCAGAAGAGGGUUCCAUACGGCGUUGUCUUCGGUUUCCGUCGUAACUUUAAAGGGAAACUUUCACAAUGUCCGGAGCCCUAGAUGUCUUGCAGAUGAAGGAGGAGGAUGUCCUCAAAUUCCUUGCUGCAGGGACCCAUUUGGGCGGCACCAAUUUGGACUUCCAGAUGGAACAGUAUAUCUACAAAAGAAAAAGCGAUGGCAUCUACAUCAUUAAUUUGAAGAGAACUUGGGAAAAGCUUCUGCUGGCAGCUCGUGCCAUUGUAGCCAUUGAAAAUCCGGCUGAUGUUAGUGUCAUCUCAUCCAGGAACACUGGCCAGAGAGCUGUUCUGAAAUUUGCUGCUGCCACUGGCGCCACCCCUAUUGCUGGACGAUUUACCCCGGGCACCUUCACUAACCAGAUCCAAGCAGCUUUCAGGGAGCCUCGCCUCUUAGUGGUCACUGAUCCUCGGGCAGAUCAUCAGCCUCUGACUGAAGCAUCGUAUGUGAACCUCCCGACCAUUGCCUUGUGCAACACGGAUUCCCCACUUCGCUAUGUGGACAUUGCCAUUCCCUGUAACAACAAGGGAGCUCACUCUGUGGGGCUGAUGUGGUGGAUGCUGGCCCGGGAAGUUCUACGCAUGCGCGGCACCAUUUCCCGUGAGCAUCCAUGGGAGGUCAUGCCUGAUCUCUACUUCUACCGGGAUCCAGAGGAGAUUGAAAAGGAGGAACAGGCCGCUGCCGAGAAGGCAGUAACCAAGGAGGAGUUCCAGGGGGAAUGGACUGCCCCUGCCCCAGAGUUCACAGCUACGCAGCCAGAGGUGGCUGACUGGUCCGAGGGAGUGCAGGUGCCCUCAGUGCCCAUCCAGCAGUUCCCUACUGAAGACUGGAGUGCUCAGCCUGCUACCGAGGACUGGUCGGCAGCCCCUACUGCUCAGGCUACCGAGUGGGUAGGAACCACCACCGAGUGGUCUUAAGUCUUACCUGGAGGCUCUAAGUGCUGGGAAAACACUGAUGGAGAAUAAACGUUUGUUUCUUAUA
Antechinus flavipes (yellow-footed antechinus) is the source of this 1078-nucleotide messenger RNA. RefSeq names its product ribosomal protein SA (gene RPSA). Gene Ontology annotation, biological process: cytoplasmic translation; ribosomal small subunit assembly. The record is from RefSeq and is a predicted model, not a curated record. Gene Ontology annotation, molecular function: laminin receptor activity; structural constituent of ribosome. Gene Ontology annotation, cellular component: cytosolic small ribosomal subunit; ribosome; 90S preribosome. The transcript is spliced from 7 exons. Bases 127 to 1014 code for a protein of 295 amino acids. Lineage: Eukaryota; Metazoa; Chordata; Mammalia; Dasyuromorphia; Dasyuridae.